ACACUUCAUCAGAAGAAUCUUAGCAAACAUUGUCUGACACCAUGGCUCACAUCUCAAACUUCAUUCGUCUCUUCGUCCUUGGGGCAGUACUGACCGUGUCGAUGGGACAGUUUAACCUGGCUGGCUUCGGUCAGGGAGGGAGACCCAACUUGGGAGGAAAUCCUUUCUUUGUCGCGCGGGGAGGACCCGGGCUGGGAAGACCCGGGCUGGGAAGACCCGGUCUAGCAGGACUUGGAGGCUUUGGAGGACUUGGGGUAGGAGGCCAGCCUAGAUUUGGAGGAGGAGGUUUCGGUGCAGCAUUGGGAGGCCAAGGCUUUGGAGGACAGCAAGGGCUCGGAGGCUUUUCCGCCUUAGCCGGAGGCUUCCAGCCUCAACCCCAAACAACCACGCCUCCACCGACAACCACGCCCCAGGAUCAGAAGAAGCUGGUGGACAUGCUGGUGAAGGUCAUCAGCAAGAACCACGCGAUGCACAUGAAGCAGGACAAGACGGGUGCCGAUGAUGAAGGAUCCGCAGAUGGAUCUAAAGAGGCUGAGAAGCCUGCCAAGGUUCAAGCUAUCGUGGAUGCAGCGGCACAGUUUAACGCUAUCCAUUAAAUGGAAGCAAGACAUGAGUCCUGAACCUCCCGGUAUUUGCCAGGGGAUUUGGUUCAUCCCGCUGCAUGGUUCACCUUCAAUGUAAAUGCUGUUCUUGCGCUAAGGCUAUUAUUCUCACCAUCUUAAAUUUCUUCAUGUUUUCCUAAAACAAUAACCAGCUACUUAAAGCUGAUUUUUUAUCUUGAAGUAUUUGUCCCUACAUAAAAAAAUAUAUAUAUCAAAAACACUAAUUCUUCCUAAUUUUGACACUACAUACUUUUCCUUGUCAAUCGUCUAAUUUUCUUUUAUAUUGAAAAAAGUUUUCAUUUUUAUUAAACCUUCAGGAAAGUGAAGGAAAGGAAGAAACAUGCUGACGGAAAUAAAUACCUAUUGGAGCACAAAUAGUAUUCAAUGUCUAGCGCGUAUAUUGAACAUAAAGGUAGCUUUGCAUUUAUUACUUAUACACAUAUGCAUAUUUAUAUAUUUUGUAUAUCACGUGAUCAUCAGAUUCAUCACUAUAUACCAUAGACCAAAAGGAAUAUUUGAAACCCGUCACACCCAUUGUGACGUCACGGGACACAUGUGCAAUACAAUAGAAUCGACAACAUGAUGAACUAUUUUUCACAAUUUUCGUCAAAUGCAUCUUGUGGGAUUCUUAUCAAUACAUAUUCAAGCCUGUCAAUUAAUGUUCCAUUUGUAUGGUAUGCUAUCUAGAAUAUACUUUAUUUAAAUACUCAUACUGAUCAACAUGAAUCGCCAUACAUGACAUAUAUUUCUUCAUUAUACCGUUCUAUAUCAUGAUACUGUAUGUUACUUGACAUUUCUUUUACCUCUUCGGUCUAUGUUCAUUGUUUCACCUUGUAACAUAUCCUCAUCGUCAUGUAUCAUAACAACGACACCGUGCGUGUCUGCUGUGAAUAAAUCAUGUAUUGUA
Haliotis rufescens (red abalone) is the source of this 1509-nucleotide messenger RNA. RefSeq names its product acanthoscurrin-1-like. The coding region runs from base 42 to 596 and encodes 184 amino acids. The transcript has 2 exons. NCBI's taxonomy places the organism in Eukaryota, Metazoa, Mollusca, Gastropoda, Lepetellida, Haliotidae. The record is from RefSeq and is a predicted model, not a curated record.